ACGCACAAUACUAACUUACUAUCAUACCCAAAUAUUGCAUGGUGUUUAAUAUUCUCGAUGUAAUCGAAGUAAAUAUCGUGAGUUAUUCGUUUCAUUUUACGGGAGAAAAAAAAUUUUCUCCUAACAGUGUCACAAUGCUACAAUCGUUAAUCUAAACAAACUAUAAAGAAAGGGGAACAAAGAUGAUGUUUUGCUGUUUGAGAAAUUGUUUUGACGGCCUUGGCUUUGCCGCAACUCAAACACCGAAAAGAGAACCAAAUCCUAUAUCUUUAGACACGUCUUAUAUGGGACAUGAAGUUGUGAUAGUAAAAAAUGGUCUAAGAGUAUGUGGUCGUGGUGGUGCCUUAACAAAUGCUCCUCUUGUCCAAAACAAAAGUUAUUUUGAAGUAAAAAUACAACAAGGUGGUAUAUGGGCUAUUGGAUUAGCUACAAGAUCCACAGAUCUCAAUAUUACUAUUGGAGGAAAUGACAAAGAAAGUUGGGCUCUUAAUUAUGAUUCUAUUAUAAGGCAUAAUCAACAGGAAAUACAUAAGAUUCAAAGUUCAGUUCAAGAAGGAGAUAUUAUAAGCGUAUCUUAUGAUCACAUAGAACUUAAUUUCUAUUUAAAUGGAAAACCAAUAGGUGCUCCUGUAAUGGGCAUAAAAGGAACUGUUUAUCCAGUACUUUAUGUGGAUGAUGGGGCCAUUCUAGACUUAAUUUUGGAUAAUUUUAUUCAUCCUCCACCUACAGGUUUUGAAAAAAUCAUGUUGGAGCAAUCAUUACUCUAGCAAAAAAUAUUAUUACAUAAGUAAUCUUUUUAUUUCUUGACACUGAAAGCAUUUUAUGUCCAUCCUAUAUUUCUCUAACAUAAAAUAUGAAAUCAAAAAUUGUUCUAAUUUAGAAAGAAAUUCGUAAAACAUAAUUUUAUGAAUAAAAAAUAUUUCUCUUAAUAA
This is a messenger RNA of Apis laboriosa (Himalayan honeybee), 932 nucleotides long. Its product is annotated as SPRY domain-containing protein 7. The record is from RefSeq and is a predicted model, not a curated record. The transcript has 4 exons. The coding region runs from base 183 to 767 and encodes 194 amino acids. Gene Ontology annotation, molecular function: protein binding. Lineage: Eukaryota; Metazoa; Arthropoda; Insecta; Hymenoptera; Apidae.